AUGGCAAUAGCCAUGGCCUGGCAGAAGCCCGACAAUGUAGCUGGCUCUUCAGCACCGGCCAUUAUGGUCGGCCUAUUCGUCGCAUGUGGAGGCAUCUUGUUCGGAUACGAUACCGGCACAAUCAACGGGAUCCUGGCCAUGAGGGCCUUUCGCAAUCAAUUCAGUACUGGGUAUAUCGAUCCGACAGAUCAAAAACUUAACGUGUCACCGUCACAGUCCUCCCACAUAGUAGCGAUAUUGAGCGCAGGAACAUUUUUCGGGGCGCUUCUGGCUGCACCUAUAGGAGAUAAACUUGGUCGAAGGAUAUCACUCAUCAUAGCUGUUGGAAUAUUCGCAUUUGGUGUAUUGCUUCAGACCGUCGCAAUGGCUAUCCCCCUUCUGAUCGCUGGGAGGUAUAUCAGUCGCCGAGAUGUCUGUCUGUUACAAGAGCUGACACUAUCUAGAUUCUUCGCUGGACUUGGUGUUGGGGUUAUAUCGGUUCUUGUUCCUCUCUAUCAAUCUGAAAUGGCACCUAAAUGGAUUCGAGGAACUUUGGUUUGCGCAUACCAAGGCGCCAUAACUGUUGGCCUCUUCCUCGCCGCGGUAGUCAACAUCUUCACCGAAGGCAUCACAGACACGGACGCAUUUCGGAUUCCUCUUGCGCUCCAGUUUGUGUGGGCUGGUAUUCUCUUCCUCGGUCUUAUGCUCCUACCUGAAACCCCUCGCUACCUCAUUAAGCGUGGUCUCCAUCCCGCCGCUGCUUCUUCACUAAGUCGUCUACGACGUCUUGAUAUCACCCAUCCAGCUUUGAUGGAAGAGCUUGCUGAGAUCGAAGCAAACCAUGAAUACGAGCUCAGCCUUGGACCCGCAACGUAUAAAGAUGUCUUUUCCGGCAGUCCGCAUCUCGGACGUCGACUCCUGACCGGUUGUGUUCUGCAGAUGCUUCAACAACUCUCAGGAUGCAAUUUCAUAUUUUACUAUGGCACGACAUUUUUCACUAACGCGGGCAUCAAAUCACCGUAUGUCAUCGCUCUCAUCACCAACAUCGUCAACGUAGUAUCUACUGUCCCUGGAAUGGUCUUGGUCGAAUCCCUAGGACGUCGUCGCCUUCUCAUGGUCGGCGCUGGAGGUAUGGCUAUAUCACAGCUCGCCGUCGCUAUUGUCGGAACCACAGUACAUUCAACACAUGCAAAUGCAGCAAAUAUUAUUAUUAUUAUUCUAGUCUGCUUUGAUAUAUUCUUCUUCGCAGCAUCUUGGGGCCCCGUCGUCUGGGUCGUUACAUCAGAAAUAUACCCUCUCAAAGUUCGCGCUAAAUCCAUGUCAAUAUCCAUAGCCUCAAAUUGGGUUCUCAACUUCGCCAUUGCUUACGGAACGCCAUACCUAGUGAACGGCGGUCACGGCUACGCGAAUUUACAAGCACGAGUCUUCUACAUUUGGGGCGCAUUCUGCGUCUUCGCCUUCUUCUUCGUCUGGUGCAUGGUCUACGAAACCAGCAAAAUCAGUCUUGAACAAAUCGACGAGUUGUACGAGCGGGUUGACCGUGCUUGGAACAGCAAAAACUUCCAGCCCAGCUGGAGUUUCCAAGAAAUGCGUGACGAAGGCACCUCUGCCUCUGGUAUCCCACUAGAGAACAUUGAAACAGACAUGACUCGUCAACCAACAGCCACGAGCUCAACCGGCACUGAGAGUGGCGCCUCGAUGAGCGAAGCGGACAAAAUCAUCGCGCAACUAGGCAAUGUUGAUUUAAGCUAUUAA
Lachnellula hyalina is the source of this 1734-nucleotide messenger RNA. RefSeq names its product putative glucose transporter. Gene Ontology annotation, biological process: carbohydrate transport; transmembrane transport. Gene Ontology annotation, cellular component: membrane. The record is from RefSeq and is a predicted model, not a curated record. The coding region runs from base 1 to 1734 and encodes 577 amino acids. Lineage: Eukaryota; Fungi; Ascomycota; Leotiomycetes; Helotiales; Lachnaceae. Gene Ontology annotation, molecular function: carbohydrate:proton symporter activity. The transcript has 2 exons.